GUGCCAGUUUGUCAACAAGAAAAACGAUGAUGUAACCUUACCAAUAAAUUUAUUUGCCAAAAAAACUACAAAUAAAAAUUAAUUGUCUAAAAGAACCCAAAAACUACAUAAUUAAAAAAAAAUUAUUUAAUUAAAGUUUUUCUUUGGCAACGUCAAAGAAGACAGCCAGGCCCACAAUCCACCACAAUAUUUUUGAUUUUUCAUCAUGUGCACGAAAACACAUUUGUUUCAAAUAUGUCGAAGGGUUGGAUUUAGUUCUUCUAAUAUUGGUUACCGACGUUCAGUGAGCUCCAAAAAUGACGACCUUAUAACACCUAAAGAUAAAUGUCUUUCAGGAUCUAUAGAACUAACCCGUAAUAUCGGUAUUAUGGCCCAUAUUGACGCGGGCAAAACUACCACGACCGAGCGAAUGCUUUUCUAUGCAGGUGUUAUAAGAUCUCCCGGUGAAGUUCAUAAAGGAGAUACGGUGAUGGAUUAUAUGGACCAAGAAAGAGAAAGAGGGAUCACGAUUGUGUCUGCUGCAAUUACGUUUCCAUGGAAUGGCCAUCAUAUAAAUCUCAUUGACACCCCUGGACAUGUCGACUUUACAAUUGAAGUUGAAAAGGCUCUUAGGGCUUUAGAUGGAGCUGUGGCAAUUUUAGACGCUUCUGCUGGUGUUGAGGCACAAACCAUGACUGUGUGGAGACAAGCUGAUCGAUAUGAAGUACCAAGAAUAAUUUAUUUAAACAAAAUGGAUAAAGUUGGUGCUUGCUUUAAUACUUGCAUCAAGCACAUUGAGAACAAACUAAAAUGCAAGCCUCUUCCAGUACACAUCCCUAUAGGUUCAGGAAAGAGUUUCAGAGGAGUUAUUGAUCUAGUUGAUCUUUCCAAGAAGGAGUGGAGUUCAAAUCAUAAUUCACUUGGAACAUCUUAUUCAACAAAGAAAUUGGACUACGAAGGCGAUCGUGAUAUUUGGGUUGAAGCUUCAGAACAACGUGCUGAUCUCAUUGAUAAGAUGGCCGAUCUUGACGAUAAUUUGGCAAAUUUGAUAAUUGAAAGAGAUAGUCUGCAAAAAAUUAACCCAGUUGAAAUGAAUCAAGCUUUACGGAGAAUUACACUUGCAAGAACAGGAGUUCCAGUGUUGUGUGGUAGUUCUUAUCGCAACAUCGGCGUUCAGCCGCUAUUGAAUGCCGUCACACAUUAUCUCCCAAGUCCAAGAGAUCGUAGCUAUGAAUUUGUUCAAUCAUACGCUGCGAACGCAGAUCUUUGCUCUUUGGCAUUCAAAAUUCAGAAUGAUGCUCAACGUGGACCGUUAACAUUUGUCCGAAUUUAUAGCGGUCAAAUUGAAUCAGGGCAAAAGAUAUACAACGUUUCACGCGAUACGACGGAAAAAACGGGUCGCCUAUAUGUGGCCAGUGCCGAUGAAUUGAAUGAAGUUCAAUCAUUGUCAGAAGGCAACAUAGCUGUAGUUACGGGUCUUAAAGGCACAGUCACCGGUGAUACCUUAACAUCUGGAGUUACAGCAAUGAAUGCAGCACGCCGUUGGUUGGCUAAGAAACAAGGAGUGUCAGAGGCGGAAGUCGCACCUAUUCUGGCUGGAGUUGAAAUUCCAGAUCCCGUAUUUUUCUGUUCUAUCGAAACAGCAUCUCUUGUUUAUCAAAAGAAGUUGGAACAUGCAUUGGAAAUGCUUCAACGAGAAGACCCUAGUCUGAAAGUAAAAUUUAACGAAGACACAGGUCAAACUAUCGUUUCGGGUAUGGGGGAACUCCAUUUAGAAAUUGUUUUAGAAAGGAUUCGGUCAGAAUAUGGAGUUGAAGCGAGUCUCGGAGCUUUUCAAGUAGCCUACAAAGAAACGGCUCUUAAUGAAAUUACAGAUGUAUUUAUUUUGGACAAAACGCUAGGUGGAACAAAACAGUUUGUUAAAAUGUCUAUGUCAAUUAAGCCAAAUCCUAAUGCACAGGGUGCAAUUCCUCUCGAAAAAGGAACGUCGAAAGAAUCACGCGAUCAACUUUCCACCGUGUGGGCCAUUCAUAUGAAAGCAACCGAACGCGGGGUUGCGAGCGCUCUUUCAUCCGGGCCGCUGUUAUCAUUUCCAGUCACGUGUGUUGAACUACAUCUUCAUUCACUUGAAGUAGGGCAUAAAACGUCUGAGCUGAUGGUUGCUGCAGCCGCGUCUCAAUGUGUGUCUCAGUUACUACGAAAAGGAGGUACAUGUUUAAUGGAACCAUUUAUGAAAUUGGAAGUGAUCAUUGAAGAACACUUCCUACACGCUGUUCUUGGUGACUUUGCCCAGCACCGUUCAGAUAUUCUCGAAGUCACUGAGCGUCACGAAUUGAAGGUUGUUAUAGCCGAGAGCCCGUUGUCCGAAUUGCGAGGGUAUUCAAAACGAAUCCGCAUCUUGACUUCUGGAACAGCUACUUUUAGCAUGGAAUUUUCUUGCUACAAACUAAUGUCACCCCUAGAUCAGAAGAAAGCUACAACAGAAAUCACGGGAAUUGAGAUGUAAUUAGGAUAACAAAUUUGUUGUUGUGUAAUUAAGCAUUUCAUUACAUAGUAGAUCUUUUA
This is a messenger RNA of Daphnia pulex (common water flea), 2544 nucleotides long. It is a transcript of the gene mRRF2, whose product is annotated as ribosome-releasing factor 2, mitochondrial-like. The coding region runs from base 206 to 2485 and encodes 759 amino acids. Gene Ontology annotation, cellular component: mitochondrion. Lineage: Eukaryota; Metazoa; Arthropoda; Branchiopoda; Diplostraca; Daphniidae. Gene Ontology annotation, biological process: ribosome disassembly; mitochondrial translation. Gene Ontology annotation, molecular function: translation elongation factor activity; GTPase activity; GTP binding. The transcript has 13 exons. The record is from RefSeq and is a predicted model, not a curated record.